UAGGAGGAUCUCUUUCCCUCCGGCCUGCGCUUAAGCACCUCUGCUUGAAAAGGAAAUACCUGGUCGUCAGGUCCAGGAGCAACUAAACACCUUGUUCCUUGUCAUACCGUGAGGCCAAGAGCAGCUUAAUCCAGAACUGUGUGGUGGAUGUUAGAUGGAAGUUCAUUGUGGUGAUACCAGAUCUGUGCAGGCACACACAGAGAUGUAAGGCAGAAGAAAUUGGAUGAACCUUCGGGAUGCAGAAACAGGGAAAAUCCUCUGGCAAGGAACAGAAGAUCUGUCUGUACCUGGAGUGGAGCAUGAAGCUCGAGUUCCUAAAAAAAUCCUGAAAUGCAAAGCAGUAUCUCGGGAGUUAAACUUUUCCUCAGCAGAACAAAUGGAAAAAUUCCGUCUGGAACAGAAAGUUUAUUUCAAAGGGCAGUGUCUAGAAGAAUGGUUCUUUGAAUUUGGUUUUGUGAUUCCUAACUCCACAAACACUUGGCAGUCCUUGAUAGAGGCAGCACCUGAAUCACAGAUGAUGCCAGCUAACGUUUUAACUGGUAAUGUUAUUAUAGAAACCAAAUUCUAUGAUGACGAUCUUCUCGUAAGCACUUCCAGAGUGAGACUUUUCUACGUUUGAGAUGGGGCUUUUUGGAGCUGUUUUAGUUUUCCUCCAUACAGUUCUUGGUGCAGAACCCCCCGACUAUCCAGUGGAAGACACUCCUGUAGGCGGUGACCCUGGGGACCAGCUCAGCGUGGGUUGUGACCUUUGCCCAUCAGUUAUUUUGCUUUCUCCUCUGACAAGACCAGACCAAACCCUCAGAGACGGGGCCAUCUGCUCAGCGAUGCCCUCAGGAAGAGAGGCUGUCUCUGAACACAGACAAACGAUGGUCAUGCAGAACCAGUACUGUAAAUUUAUGGUAGUCUCAUCCUUUCUACUUCUCUGGACCCUGGUAUAAUCUCCCAUUUCCACUCAAACCAAACUCUCAAUGCUUUUCUUUUGGGGUUAAGUUAACCUUUUCAUUUUUCUCAUGUAGAUUUUUAUCCUUUCGCUGGAUUUCUGUGUAACUGGUCCACACAUCCUGUUACCCCAAACUUGUAAAAUAGACUGUGAUAUCACCUAAUGUAAUUAAAACCAAUUUCUCAAUUAAAACAUUCCUACCGUCCAAAGAAGGGAAGAAAUGUUA
Molecule: messenger RNA, 1166 nt
Organism: Corvus hawaiiensis (hawaiian crow)
Lineage: Eukaryota; Metazoa; Chordata; Aves; Passeriformes; Corvidae
Gene: PDE6D
Product: phosphodiesterase 6D
Exons: 6
Coding region: 224-619 (131 amino acids)
Biological process (GO): sensory perception of light stimulus
Cellular component (GO): cytoplasm
Source: RefSeq, a predicted model, not a curated record